AAGGACAGGAGUGUCUUAAAGGAACGGAUUCUUCGCCUUGAGCUCCGAAGCUUGCAAACACAGACUUCGCUGUCGAAACCACUUCCCCUGGAUUACACAUCAUCUUCUCACAAUGGUGAACACCAAAGUCGGUCGUCAGCUUUCAGGCGAUAGCUCAAAUGUUGCUGGCACGCUACCCAUGCUCAACAUUGCCAACACUACGAGGAACAACAUUGUAGCUGUGCUCGGGGAGUUUGUCGGAACAUUCCUCUUCCUCUUCUUCUCAUUCGCCGGCACGCAAGUUGCCAACACACCUCUUGGAGCACCAGGAUCGGACCCCAACCUUCCAUCCAUUAUCUUUAUCGCGCUAUCAUUCGGAGUCUCCCUCACUGCAAAUGUGUGGGCAUUCUACAGAGUUACGGGGGGCAUGUUCAACCCUGUGGUGACUCUCGCCCUCACUAUUUGUGGUGGUCUGCCGCUACUGAGGGCUCUUCUCAUCAUGCACACUCAAAUCAUAGCGGGACUAUGUGCAGCUGGGGUUGCUUCUGCGAUGUUCCCUGGUCCCCUCUCCGUGACCACAGGACUGGGUGGUGGUACAAACACGGCCCAGGGCUUCUUCAUCGAGGUCAUCUUGACCGCUCAGCUAGUGUUUGUCAUUCUGAUGUUGGCCGUUGAGAAGCACCGCUCUACAUUCCUUGCCCCUGUUGGCAUUGGUCUGUCAUUCUUUCUCGCCGAACUAACUGGCGUCUACUUCACUGGUGGUUCCCUCAACCCAGCCCGAUCUUUUGGACCCGCUGCUGUCGAUGGGAUAUUCCCCAGCUAUCACUGGAUAUACUGGCUUGGUCCGGUCGUUGGAUCUUUGAUUGCUUGUGGAUUCUACCUUUUGUUGCGCAACCUUCGAUACUAUGAGUGCAACCCCGGCCAGGACGAUGAUGGCCACGAAACGAGCAGUGAACGCAGUUUCAAGCCUUGACAUAAUAGUCAAGGCUUCCAGCGAACGAGGAUCCGUGCCGCAGAACUCCGCAUCUGCUAGAAGUGGACGACACCAAAUGGAGAACAAGGGCGAAGGGCGUUAGGUGUUGGUCGUGCUUCAAUGCUUAUGAGGUUAAUUUAGUUUCAAUUGAAGAAAAAAGCGAUUCCACAGCAUUCAGGUUCGGAAUACCCAAGCUUGAAGCUUAUUGUGAGGGGAUAGAUAUCCGAGCAGCUCUGGUUGCCUCUAGUCCAGUGGAACCGAAUUUUUAAUUUACAAUGAUGCCAUCAUUCUGGAGGAACUCGCUCAAAGUCUUGCCCCAUACGAUUAUGAUGUAGAGAUGCCUUGAAUGGACUAGAUGUGUGCCUCGAAUCGUCAUAUUCUGAAUUACCGAAGAAAAGUUGAGCAGGGCAUUGUGCUACAGAAUAGAUAACACAUCUGGACACCUAAAUUCAAGCUAUUGAAUACUC
Messenger RNA from Colletotrichum acutatum, 1419 nucleotides. RefSeq names its product MIP family channel protein. Gene Ontology annotation, molecular function: water channel activity. Gene Ontology annotation, cellular component: plasma membrane. The coding region runs from base 113 to 952 and encodes 279 amino acids. Gene Ontology annotation, biological process: transmembrane transport; water transport. NCBI's taxonomy places the organism in Eukaryota, Fungi, Ascomycota, Sordariomycetes, Glomerellales, Glomerellaceae. The record is from RefSeq and is a predicted model, not a curated record. The transcript is spliced from 3 exons.